AUGGGAGACGAACGGAGUUCCAAUAAUCACCCGGAAGAUGCCCUUUUGGGCUUGCGCCAGGCACAGGAAAGCGUCAUCAGAAGGUGGAGACUCGCAGAGGCAGAGCCCCCGAAGGAGUUCCAGACCGUCCAAGAAACAGGGAAGUUCCGGGAAAUUCGCGCUCUCUACGCCCCGAGCACGCAGCAAAAAGUCUCCACGGAAGUCCUCGGAGAAAGCAGGAGAUUCUUCCCGUUUUCGCACUUCAACAGAGUCCAGAGCGUUCUCCUCGGGCCAAUUUACAGCACGCGAGAGAACGUGAUGAUCUCUGCCCCGACAGGCUCUGGGAAGACGGAAAUUGCCGUCCUGGGAGUCCUGAAGGAGGCAGAAUCCCACGGAAAGUUGACUCGCGCAGUCUUUCUCGCUCCAACGAAGUCCCUCAUAAAAGAGGUCCUGAAGACGCUGGAGAGAAGAUUCCGGGACUUCCUCAGCACAGCCCAGGAUACGACAGACUCACGCCCUCCCACACACGAAGUGAAUGUCCUAGUGACAACUCCGGAGAGAUUCGAUAUCCUGAGCCUGCACGGAAAAGUAUCUCCUUCUCUCCUGGUAGUAGAUGAAAUCCAUGCCCUGGAGGAGGCUAGAGGGGGAGUCCUGGAAAGUGUCGUCCUGAGAAGUCGGGGGAGAAUGCGGAUAAUUGGGAUGAGUGCGACAGUGCCGAAUUACAGGGAUAUUUCUUGCCUGAUAGGGGCUAAGGAGAAGUACGCUUUCUACUUCGGGAGUGCCUGCAGGGAAGUUCCCGUGAGUUAUACUGUUAUCGGAGUGAAAGAAAAAAAUCAGGUAAAAAAAAUCUCCAACGGAAUCUCCAACGGAAUUCUAAGGGAAAAACUCGGGGAAAUCCUGGGGGGAAGAUUAUUCGGGGAAGUACCUACUCUUCUCUUCCUGGGGGCAAGGAAAGAGUGCUUUCCCGUGGCCUGUGAAGUCGCUAGACUCCGAAAGCCCAGGAGUCUCCAGGCGAGAGAAUCUCCGAAUAAAGCCUUUGAAGGAGAAGCCCGGGAGUAUUCGGAGAUUCUCUCGCGGGGGGUGGGGAUUCACCACUCGGGCCUUUCCCAGGGAAUGCGUCUUCUCGUGGAGAGACUCUUCAGGGAGGGCGGAAUACGCGUGAUUUGCUGCACGGGGACUCUCGCAUGCGGAGUAAAUCUUCCUGCUGAGAGAGUUAUCAUAUGCGGAUCCCCAAGAGCAGGAUACUCCCUCUCGGAAAUCUCUCAAAUGGCAGGAAGAGCAGGGAGGAGGGGACACUCUUCGGAGGGAAAUGUCGUUAUUAUAACGGAAAAUAGCCGUGUUUCAGCCUGUGCUCGGGCACUUACUUUCCAGUUUCCUGUUGAGAGCCGCUUGGGGGAGACUUUUCCCACGCGGAUUUUGUACGAAAUUUGCAGUUCCCCAAGGAAAGUGCAGGAUUUGGUGGAAUGGGUCGGGAAAACGCAUGCGUACAGGAGGGGGAUGGUGCACGAGGAGACGAGGAAGCACUUUUCCGACUUGCCCGCUCUUGUAUGCUCUAUUUUGGAGGUUCUUCACGGGAUGGAAGUAAUUCUUCUUCAGGACGAAAAUUCCGCCUGGGGAAAGUUUGCAGGAAUAGUUCAGCCGUCAGGCCUGGGAAAAAUCGCAUUCUCCUUCUACAUGCGCCCGGAAUCUGUCUCUCGGUUUCACAGGGUCUUUCUAGAGGCGGAAAAUAAAAAAGUAUUUUUCGACGUGGGGGAUGUGAUUCUCCUGGUGAGCACGGCGGAUGAGUUUAGAGAAGUUGCAUCCCUUGAGAAGGUAGAAGGCGUGAAUCUUCGGGGGGAGGGCCCUGGGGAAGUCCUGGAGGCUGAGAGUGGAUAUUUGCCCCUUCUUUCUGCGAAGUAUCCCGUGAAGGACGGAGGAAACAGGGCCAGGAAGAUGGUUGAAAGGUGGGGGAGAGGGAGCGAGCUUGUUUUCUUCCUGAUACAAGCGCAUAUUGAAGGAGUUCCUGUAGGGCCUUCUCUGCAGAGUGCUUUCGGGAAAGUCGUUGUAAGCCUGGAGAGAGUCGCAAAAGCAGCUCUGGAAGUGGCCAGAGCUAUUCCGAGCAGGUCCGUGCAUGCGGUGAUGGACUUAGUCCUGAGCUCGCGCACGAGAGAGUGGAGAUACUCUCGUGGGAGGACUCCUGUGAGCGUGCAUGUGGAAAUAUCCCAGGGAAUUAUAACGGUUAAAAACCUGAAUUUAAGAAAAAUAUUCGUUAGUAUCUCAUCUUCCACGGAGUACCGAGUGAUACACACGGCCUUCACUGCAGGAGCAGCACACACGUACGAAGUACCGCCUGAUUCCCCGAAAGGAACGGCAUAUACCGUGCGAGUAGAGGCUUCUGACGCCUUCACAGAGCCUACAGUAGUUCAUCUGUGCGAAUAG
Nematocida major is the source of this 2397-nucleotide messenger RNA. Its product is annotated as pre-mRNA-splicing helicase BRR2. Gene Ontology annotation, cellular component: nucleus. NCBI's taxonomy places the organism in Eukaryota, Fungi, Microsporidia. Gene Ontology annotation, molecular function: DNA helicase activity; ATP binding; nucleic acid binding. Gene Ontology annotation, biological process: resolution of meiotic recombination intermediates. The transcript has a single exon. The coding region runs from base 1 to 2397 and encodes 798 amino acids. The record is from RefSeq and is a predicted model, not a curated record.